AUGUCGAAGUCACCCCCAGCACCUUCAAGUAGCCGCCCCAUGUCCUCACGAUCAAUGCAUGGUUCUCAGUCCAUAUAUUCUGGCGGGAGCAGCUCACGGCCUUUCCUUCACAUGCUCAACCCUAUGGGGCGCGCUUAUCAGGGUUAUAUGCAAACGAAUCAAUCUGUUCUAGAGGAAGAGGAGGAGGAGAAUGAGAACACGAACGAGGAUGGAGACCUCGAGGCAGGCCAUGCGAAUCGCAGCACGAUAUUCCACAGCACUAGCAAUCCGCAUGGGCGCAGACGAGUAGGGUGGAGUGGAGACACGUCUGAGAUGAAGGUGCUCAGGCCGAACAUCCGGCAGGAUGACCCGAAACAUGACGAGGAAUCGUCGGACGAGGAGCCACAGAACUUGAUGAUUGAAGCUGCAUCGCCUGGGGUGCGCAGAUCACAGUCUCCUCUCGUGAGUGCUAAAGGCAAGGCGAAGGAAAUGCGGAGGCAGCCAUUGUAUUCUACAUCGCGGAAGAACACACCACCGAUCUUGCCCACUACCGCUAUACGUGCUACUCAACUGUCUGCACCUCCCAGACCCUCUGAGAUGAACGCGGAGGAGGAGACACCUUCGGAACCUCUACGUGAACCGCCACAGAGACGUAUGCGCGGGCUAGACGCGCACGAACGCGCAUUGUGGAAUUGGGUCAACGUCUAUAACCUUGACGCGUUCCUGCAGGAGGCAUACUACUAUUAUGAGGGGAAGGGGAUCUACAGUAUCGCAUUAUCCCGCGGACUCAACCUUCUCACAGUUGGGUUUGUUAUUGGAUUCUCGACGUUUCUUCUAGGUUGUGUGGACUACUCGCGGGUCCGCCAUGACAAAGUUAAUCGAUUAUCGGAAGUCAUUGUUGACCGCUGUGUGUCCAGGUUCUCAGGCUUCACGCUCAUUUUCUUCAUCCUGUUCACCGCCUUCUUCGUCUGGCAGACAGCCACAUAUGUCCUUGGUAUAAUGCGACUCGUAGACAUGUACAGUUUCUACACCCACCUUCUGCAUAUACCAGACGCAGACAUCCAGACGAUUUCUUGGCCAGAGAUAGUGCGGCGCAUCGGCGCAAUUCGGGAAGACAAUCCACUGACGGCCAUUUCUUCAACAUCCGCAGCACAAUCAAUCACAGCGAAGCUCGAUGCUCACGACAUUGCAAAUCGUAUCAUGCGUCAGGAGAAUUACCUUAUUGCAUUGUUUAAUAAGGAACUAUUAGACCUUCGCGUGCCGCUUCCGCCAAUGUUGAAACGCUUCGUUGGCGCACCAGAAGAUGGGAAGGGCCGCACACUAACUACGGCGCUGGAGUGGAACCUACGAUUCUGUCUGAUGGAAUAUUUAUUCGAUACCAGUGGACGCGUCAGGAAGGUAUUCCUGAAGUCGAAGAACAGGUCGGCACUGAUUGAGGGUCUGCGAAGACGCUUGAUCUUUAUGGGCAUCUUGAACGCCAUCUUUGCGCCAUUUAUCGUUCUCUACCUCCUUAUGUACUCGUUCUUCCGAUAUUUUGAGGAAUAUCACAAGAAUCCCUCUAAUAUUGGAGGCCGACGUUAUACGCCCUUCGCUCAAUGGAAGUUCCGCGAGUUCAACGAGUUGCCACACCUGUUCAAGCGCAGACUGAACGAAUCGUACCCAGCGGCGAGUAUGUACAUCGGUCAGUUCCCGAACGAGAAAGUGACGAUCAUAGUCCGCUUUGUGGCUUUCAUAGCUGGCUCUUUCGCUGCUGUUCUCCUGCUGUCCUCUGUCAUUGACCCUGAUCGGUUCCUUUCCUUCGAAAUCACACCUCAUCACACAGUGCUAUUCUACCUGACCGUCUUUGCGUCACUCCUCGCCGUCGCACGAGGCAUGAUUCCCGAGGAUAACAUGGUGUUUGAUCCGGAGCUGCUCAUGAUAGAGGUAGUGCAGUAUACGCAUUACAUGCCAGACGAAUGGAAGGACCAGCUGCAUUCGAAGAAGGUGCAUGAGGAAUUCGGCCAGCUAUUCGCAAUGAAGAUCAUGAUCUUUGCCCAGGAGCUGCUCUCCGUGAUUCUCACACCGCUCGUGCUAUGGUACUCCCUCCCCCCUUGUGCACCCGCUAUCGUCGACUUUUUCCGCGAGUUCACCGUCCAUGUCGAUGGCCUUGGGUACGUGUGCAGCUUUGCCGUGUUCGACUUCCAGCGGCACGGCAACAUCAAGUUCGGUGCCCCGACGAAGGUGAACGACGAGCGGCUUAUGUCGAAGGAGGGCAAGAUGGAGAAGAGCUUCCUGAAUUUCAAGGCCGCGCAUCCAGAGUGGAUGCCAGCAGACCCAACGGGAUCGCUCUAUCUCAGUCGCAUGGCAGAUUUCAGCGCCGCACAUCCCAUUGGCCUUGGUCGCCGGCGAUUCCUCCGACGAGGCUCAGAAGCAAACAACGCUGCGAACGUAGUCCCUGCCGUUACCCUUGACGCCACGGUACAACCAGAGGUGGGACCAGCGGACAAGGCUCGUGAAUACGAGCGCGCGCUCAGGCAGAGCCAGAUGGCGCGGCGGCGAGGCAGUGUACUCAUGCAGAGCACGCGUCCUGUCGGGCCAGCGGCAUCGUCGAUCUUCCAGUCUAGCAUGCUUGGAGCGGAAAUGGCACAGACUGCGGUGCUGGGAGAUUCGCAAGGGAGCGUCAUAUCCGGCGCUGCGACUAAUGUGGGAGCGGAGCCGAUACCAGAGGAGGUGGAAGAGGUGAGUAGUGCGUUGGGGGAGUCAUAUGUAGUGGGCGAUACACACAGAGGACAGCCGUCUGUGGGGCAGUCGCAAUCACAGGAGGAGGACGAGCUAGAGGACGGGGGUGUGCUUGGGCUUCUGGCGCAGAUAUAUGGGACGGGGGUAAAUGUGAAGGGCCGCGGCCGAGUGCCUCCGCGUGCGAUUUAG
Molecule: messenger RNA, 2886 nt
Organism: Sparassis crispa
Lineage: Eukaryota; Fungi; Basidiomycota; Agaricomycetes; Polyporales; Sparassidaceae
Product: Autophagy-related protein
Exons: 10
Coding region: 1-2886 (961 amino acids)
Biological process (GO): autophagy of mitochondrion; protein localization to phagophore assembly site
Cellular component (GO): phagophore assembly site; autophagosome
Source: RefSeq, a predicted model, not a curated record